Messenger RNA from Staurois parvus, 444 nucleotides. NCBI's taxonomy places the organism in Eukaryota, Metazoa, Chordata, Amphibia, Anura, Ranidae. The record is from the annotation of a GenBank genome assembly.
CUGGAGACAAGGACUCUUCAUGUGUCAGUGUGGCAUGCAAGUACACUGAAGAGAAAAGUCUUCCUAGGAGAAGUGACAAUACCUCUGGAAUUAUGGGACUUUGAGGAAAACUCUACAUUAUCCUUUCACUGGUAUCAGCUUAAAGCAAAGCCACAGAAGCAUGACGAGUGCACAGUACAAUAUCAUGGAGAGCUGCAUUUGAGAAUCAGACUUGAAAUACCCCCAAUUCCCACAACUUUCCAGUAUUCAUCACAUGGUGUGGAAGGUAAACAUUUGGGAGUGAUCCAGCUUCAUCUUGUAAUAAGAAAUGCCAAGAAUUUGCCAUCACGGCCAGAUGGAACUUUAAGUCCAUUUGUAAAAAGCUGUCUCAUCCUGCCAAACAAACAUGAAUUAAAGCAAAGGACCCCAGUGCUAAGAAGACAAACCUGUCCUGAGUGGAAUCAC